Arctia plantaginis is the source of this 882-nucleotide messenger RNA. The record is from the annotation of a GenBank genome assembly. NCBI's taxonomy places the organism in Eukaryota, Metazoa, Arthropoda, Insecta, Lepidoptera, Erebidae.
AUGGAGAGGGCGGCUAUAAAAGAAAAACAGAUCGUGCCAGUGCAAAGGAUUGAAAAUGAAAACGAAGAAAGUCAUCAAAGUACUUCUGACGAUCAGAUUGAGCCAAAUAAUGAGACGAUAGCACAACCAGCGAUUAUUUCCGACAUGGAUUUAUUACAGAACAUCCGGCCCAUACCUAUUGGAACAGUUCGAAAGAGUACACGAGGACGUAAAUCUCAAAAGUCAGAAAUUUUAAAUAAGCUCUCCUAUAAUCACAGCUCAAAAACAAAAAAAAAGAUACUGCAGCUGCAAAAAGAAAAGCUCCAAUCGAUGUCCCAGGUCCGUCCGGUAUCAAAAGACAACGACGAACAAAACAAACCUUGGGAAAAUCCGACCGGGACCCGCCGAAAGAAGAUUGGAUACAAUGUGGGAUCUGUCAAGAGUGGACACAUGAAGCCUGUUCUUCAUAUUCGGGACGCGGUUCAUAUUUUUGCGACGAUUGUUUUGAUUAAAAUGCGUUUUCCAAUCAGUAUUCGUUUUGCCCGACCUGAGUAUUCGUUUUGCCCGCCCAGCUAUGCACUGCAGCCGUCGUUUUCUGCCACACACCCAUCUUGUCCUAAGCCCUCGAGAUCUCUCCCUAAUGAAGUUCAUACCUUCAUACAUAAUCAUGGGGUUACCUCGCCUGGAUGUAACGAAGAGUGCACCUGCAAGUUUGAGGAUAUAACAGUGGUGAACUGGGGAAUGGUAAGCCUAGGGUUGGGAGACGAGAGGAAAGGGGCAGCCGGAGUAAGAUUCUGGGGCAUUAUCGAUUGGGGGCCCCAUCACCAGCAUGCAAGUGGCGCGGCGCGCAUGUCUCGAGCGACACCGUGGGAUCGCGUGACGCGGGUCCUACGCGGAACCUAG